AUGGCAACUCUUAAGGAAAAACUCAUUGCACCAGUUGCAGAAGAAGAGGCAACAGUCCCAAACAAUAAGAUCACUGUAGUGGGUGUUGGACAAGUUGGUAUGGCGUGUGCUAUCAGCAUUCUGGGAAAGUCUCUGGCUGAUGAAUAACUUGCUCUUGUGGAUGUUUUGGAAGAUAAGCUUAAAGGAGAAAUGAUGAAUCUGCAGCAUGGGAGCUUAUUUCUUCAGACGCCUAAAAUUGUGGCAGAUAAAGAUUAUUCUGUGACUGCCAAUUCUAAGAUUGUAGUGGUAACUGCAGGAGUCCGUCAGCAAGAAGGGGAGAGUCGGCUCAAUCUGGUGCAGAGAAAUGUUAAUGUCUUCAAAUUCAUUAUUCCUCAGAUCGUCAAGUACAGUCCUGAUUGCAUCAUAAUUGUGGUUUCCAACCCAGUGGACAUUCUUACAUAUGUUACCUGGAAACCAAAUGGAUUACCCAAACACCGCGUGAUUGGAAGUGGAUGUAAUCUGGAUUCUGCUAGAUUUCGCUACCUUAUGGCUGAAAAACUUGGCAUUCAUCCCAGCAGCUGCCAUGGAUGGAUUUUGGGGGAACAUGGCGACUCAAGUGUGGCUGUGUGGAGUGGCGUGAAUGUCCAGGAAUUGAAUCCAGAAAUGGGAACUGACAAUGAUAGUGAAAAUUGGAAGGAAGUGCAUAAGAUGGUGGUUGAAAGUGCCUAUGAAGUCAUCAAGCUAAAAGGAUAUACCCACUGGGCUAUUGGAUUAAGUGUGGCUGACCUUAUUGAAUCCAUGUUGAAAAAUCUAUCCAGGAUUCAUCCUGUGUCAACAAUGGUAAAGGGGAUGUAUGGCAUCGAGAAUGAAGUCUUCCUGAGCCUUCUGUGUAUCCUCAAUGCCCGAGGAUUAACCAGCGUUAUCAACCAGAAGCUAAAGGAUGAUGAAGUUGCUCAGCUCAAGAAAAGUGCAGAUACCCUGUGGGACAUCCAGAAGGACCUAAAAGACCUGUGACUACUGGGCUCUAGGCUAUAGAAAUUUAAAAACUACAAUGUUAUUAACUCUGAGCCUUUAGUUUUCAUCCGUGUACAUGGAUCGCAGUUUGCUUUGAUCUUCUUCAAUAUGUGAAUUUGGGCUCACAGAAUCAAAGCCUAUGCUUGGUUUAAUGCUUGCAAUAUGAGCUCUUGAACAAAUAAAAUUAACUAUUGUAGUGUGAAAAAAAAAAAAAA
Messenger RNA from Rhinopithecus roxellana (golden snub-nosed monkey), 1208 nucleotides. Its product is annotated as L-lactate dehydrogenase B chain. Lineage: Eukaryota; Metazoa; Chordata; Mammalia; Primates; Cercopithecidae. Gene Ontology annotation, biological process: carboxylic acid metabolic process. Gene Ontology annotation, cellular component: cytoplasm. Gene Ontology annotation, molecular function: L-lactate dehydrogenase (NAD+) activity. The record is from RefSeq and is a predicted model, not a curated record.